AUGCGUUACUCUCUCUUUCUUUUGGUGCUUCUGCCCCUCACAUUCGCUCAAUAUCCACCUAUUUCAAACCUCACUAGAAUAACGUCCCCAGUCGAUGGGAAUAUCACCAUCUCUUACAAAACACCACCAACAGGCACCUGCCAAACGGUUUUCGAUUCUCAAGAACAAUAUACAGGUUGGGUUAAUAUACCGGGCAGUUAUGCGACGAACACAUUCUUUUGGUUCAUCUCUGCGAGAGAUCCUACAGAUCAACUUACGAUAUGGCUAAAUGGAGGGCCAGGCUCCAGCUCGAUGAUUGGACUUUUCAAUGAAAAUGGUCCUUGUGAGGUUAUUGAAGUAGCACAGGGGAAGUUUGCGACGGAAGCUAGGGACUGGGGCUGGGAUAGAGCUUCCAAUAUGCUAUAUAUUGAUCAGCCCAACCAAGUUGGAUUUUCAUAUGACACGCCUACUAAUUGCUCUCUCGACCUUCUUACGUCCGAUCUUUAUACUCCACAGCAGACUCUCCCAAAUUCGCAGCCUGCGGAUACAUUUUUAAAUGGAACGUUUAGCUCUCUGAACGUCAAUAAUACCGCCAAUACUACUGAGAUAGCAGGAAUGGCUAUAUGGCACAUGCUCCAAGGAUUUCUUGGUGCCUUUCCACAAUAUGCUCCAAACAAUAGUUCCGCUAUGAAUAUUCACUUGUUCGCAGAGAGUUAUGGUGGAAAAUAUGGUCCAGCUUUCGCAACCCUUUGGGAAGAGCAGAACGAGAAGCGUGCAAACGGCACGUUACCUCAAAGCACAACCAUUGACAUUAAACUCAAAUCACUCGGAAUAGUCAAUGGUUGUGUGGAUGACUUAAUUCAAGCCCCUUAUUAUCCUGAUUUUGCAGUUAAUAAUACCUUCGGCCUCAGUGCUAUCAAUCCCACAAGGGCAAAAUUGGCGACUGCCAACUUUUACGCUUCUGGUGGCUGCAAGGACCUAAUUACUCAAUGUCGAGCCGCUGUGCAAAGUCAGGACCCUACAAAUGAGGGCAAUGUCUCAAGUGUCAACAGUGCUUGUUCCAAUGCAUAUAACAGUUGUCUGACGAACGUGCUGGAACCAUAUUAUGAUGCUGGAAGAAGUGUAUACGAUAUUUCCCAUAAUCUACCUGAUUCAUUUCCACCCAGUACAUACCUCGAGUACCUCAAUACUGCUGAUUUUCAAUCUGCUAUUGGUUCACCAGUCAAUUACACUGAGACAAAUCUGCAAGUUGUUGCUGCUUUCACAUCCACUGGCGACUACGAGCGUAAAUCUUACGUACCAGAAAUAGCUGCGCUCGUAAAUUCUGGAAUUCAUGUUGGGUUGAUGUAUGGUGACAGGGAUUAUAUCUGUAAUUGGCUUGGUGGUGAAGCUAUCUCUUUAGCUGUUGCAGAACAAGUUUCUUCUGAAUAUGCCUCCAAGUUUCCAGCCGCUGGCUACGCUCCUAUCAUAACUAAUACUUCUUAUAUUGGUGGUGUUGUGAGGCAGUUUGGCAAUCUCUCCUUUAGCCGCAUAUACGACGCAGGUCACAGUGUCCCGGCCUACCAACCCGAGACCGCUUUCCAAGUUUUUGCCCGAAUCAUAAUGGGCACCUCUCUCUCAACAGGAGAAACCAUCAAUUCAUCAGUCUACAAUACCACUGGUCCCCUGAAUGCCACACAUACCACAAGUCUCCCACCAUCCCCAACAAAUACAUGCUACCUUCGGAAUAUUCCCGGAACAUGUACAGAAGACGAACGGCAGUUGAUCAUCGCUGGGAAGGGGGCAAUUAUCGAUGGAGUACUUUAUAGUGAUUCCUCAGAUUACAGUGCUCCUACUAGCACUAUAACAUCAGCAGGUUCUGGAACUGCCAAGUCUGCCUCAGUUACCACCACUACAGAAAUCCUUACAGGCCUUUUCACUGCGACUGCUACACCUAGUCCUAGCAAAUCUUUUGCGAUUCCGGUAGCAAGAUUGGAUUUCAGGAUCUUGUCGCUAUUUGGCGCAAUAGGAUUCUCUUCUUUCUUCAUCUGA
This is a messenger RNA of Botrytis fragariae, 2010 nucleotides long. RefSeq names its product putative carboxypeptidase s1 protein. Gene Ontology annotation, molecular function: serine-type carboxypeptidase activity. The coding region runs from base 1 to 2010 and encodes 669 amino acids. Lineage: Eukaryota; Fungi; Ascomycota; Leotiomycetes; Helotiales; Sclerotiniaceae. Gene Ontology annotation, biological process: proteolysis. The transcript is spliced from 2 exons. Gene Ontology annotation, cellular component: fungal-type vacuole. The record is from RefSeq and is a predicted model, not a curated record.